Mizuhopecten yessoensis (Yesso scallop) is the source of this 5889-nucleotide messenger RNA. RefSeq lists its product as uncharacterized. NCBI's taxonomy places the organism in Eukaryota, Metazoa, Mollusca, Bivalvia, Pectinida, Pectinidae. Bases 141 to 842 code for a protein of 233 amino acids. The record is from RefSeq and is a predicted model, not a curated record. The transcript has 5 exons.
GUGCCUUCGCCUUCCACUAACGACGAAAGGCAAAUCAAGUAGCGCCGUUUAACAACAACAAUAAAGAUUUUGCAGGAAAUUGGUCACCAGUAGGGCUGUAGAAGAAGAAUCAGAUGGCCAGAUGAACUACACAUGUAACAAUGACAGUAGUAGAAGUAAGCCGAACCACCAACCUCAUCACCAGCCUUAUUUUGGUUGUAAUGUGCUUCUCUCCAGUUACAGAUGCUUCCAAUAACGCCACUGGAUCAUGGGUGGACAUUUUUAACACUUUCAAAAAAUGGAAUGGAACUUACAAAUAUAGCUUCCACAUUUAUCCAUUUAGCAUUUCCGUGAAUUCAGCCCACAUAGAUACCGGAAUAUACGCAACUUUUUCGGAUGCUGAUGCAACAUUUGAUAUCUCUGGUUAUCCAUACAGCAGUGCUGAUUCACGGAUCAGGAUAAUUUUUACCAUGACCAAGCUUUUGAAAUCCAGUCCCCGUUUUAGUCCCAAAGAUGAAUUCCAAAUAGCUGGCUACCUGAACAGAAAACCUGGGUUUGAUGGUUGGAUGUUUCAAGGCAAUGCUACAAAGCCUGACCUAAACUUUUUCCAGGGAUUCAACUUCUCAGCUGAUAAUGGAAAGGUAACUCCUGCUUCUCCAUACCCCCCAGGAAAUGAAUCUCUGCGUGUCGGUCUCACCAUCGGAGUUAGUCUCGUGUGUGCUCUGAUAGGUGUCGCAGCCAUGGUGGCCAUCACAGUGUGGGCGAUACGCAAGGGAUAUCUACGACAUGUGCCUACCAGUUACGAAAAUUUCAAAAAUCCAAGACCAGCAUACAGGGCUAAAGAUGAUAGUUUGCAUAUUUAAUUCAUUUCCAUCGGUUUAAAUUUUAUGGGGUUAUGUAUGUCUUGAAAGACACUUUCUUCAAUAUCAUAUUUGAUGAUAUUUUUCAAGAAAUUUAAACUGUUUUAAAUAUAUGUAGAUAAAUUUUACUUGGAAUGUUGAAUAAUGUUAGAUUUUAGCCAGGAAAACAUAAUCUGCUGAUAUUGUAUAUUCUUCUUCACGGGCAGCUGAAGUGCCAUAUUUGAUUUUCAAUAAGUAAAGGUGGUCACUACUUGAUUACCUCCCUUCCCUAUGAAACUCUUUCAAGAAGGAAAUAUUUCAUUGACAUUGUCAGAAAGUGUCUUUACAUAUAUAUGAUGAACGGUCAACAUUUGUAAUAUGGGUUGAAUUUAAUGAUGCAUCUUACUCUUAGUGGUGUGAGAGUUUUGCGCAUUAUAAUGUAUCCCAUUUUAAAACUGGUUGCAACACAGACAGUCUGAGGUGUAAAUGUAUUAUCAAAAUCUUUUUCAUUUUUUUUCUUUCUUAAUUAUUACAUGUUCACGUAUUGUAAAUUAAUUUUCAUACUUGUAGUCGUUAUAACAUUUAAUACCCUUUAAAUUUUUACUAUUUAUUUAAAAGUGAUUUGUCAAACAAAGCUGUUGGCUUUUGAAUUCUCAGUAUAGAAAGAUAACCUAGAUGAGAUAUAAAGAUUCUGUAUCAAACACAUCUAAUUUUUAUGCUGGAAAGGUUCAUUACUUAGUAACCUCCCUUUUUUUUUUAAAGUUAUUUAUUUCUUUAGAAGUUUAUAUUUAUGUCUCUGAAUCUACUUCUUUGUUUGCCUGAGUUAGUCUAUUCAGACAGUAGAGUUGUUAGUCUAUUCAGACAGUAGAGUUUUUCAUCAGUUCAUAGAAAAUAUUGGUGAAUUUACUGUCCUUCCUUCCCCAAUAUAAUAUGUCAGAAUUCCAUGGUUGUUUUUUUUUAACAUAAACUGAAUCACUUUAUCAUAAAUAUUCUAUUAAAUAUUUCUCUUUUUGUCAAUCUUUUUUUUUACAUUGUAAUAUUUUUGACAAAACAUUUAUUCUAUACAUACAAUGCAUUUGCCUUUUGAUCGUUUACAAAUUCUGUAUGUUUAUCAUGCAGAUUUGAAUUUAAACUUACAUUCCUGUUAUAUGUAAUCUCCUAUAUUCUGUCUACUAAGACAGUUUGAUGAUUUAAUUCUCAAGCUUAACUCAUUCACCACCCCUGAAGACACAUUUUAACUCUUCCAAUUCAAAGGUUGGAAUAGUUCAUUAUGAAACUUCAGGGGUUAAUGAGUUAAGGAUUUAUUCUGGCUUUAAAAAGAUGAUAGCUAAAUUUGGCUGUAUUCAAAAUAUUUAGAAAUACGUUAGAACCAGUCUAUAGGAAAUUAAAAUAAAACAACAAUGGAUUUCACCAUUUGAACUUAAUUAUUUAGGGUCAAACUAUUUAUGGCUCAUAAGAAAUAAAUGAUCCUUCAAUUUCAAUAUUGACAAAAGUAAAAGUGAAAUAAUGAUUAAAACUGAAAGAGAUGUACUGUUUUGAAAUUAUAGGGGUCAAAAGCUCCAUGGCCCACAGAUAAAAUGAUUUCUAAAUGGUAUUAUUUAUGAAAGGAGAGGUAAAAUUUAUAGAAAAAAAAUGUUUUAUCAUAUACAUUGCCUUCAUUGUUUCUAUCAUACAUAUCAAAAAUGAAUUUAUCCAGAAUUGUGUUGUUUUAGUGUAAAUAUACAUCUGACGAUUAUACAUAUCAUUCCACUGUUUACACUUGUUAAUUAUAAAUAUUCAAAUGUGAGUUUUUUGACUGAUGAAUUUUGUAUCAUUUUUUCGUAUAUUUCUUUUGACUAGUUAGUAGUUUGGAUUUUGAUCCUAUGACAAUCUAUACAAAAUAUUCAAGACUUGAGAAAGGGAUAUCAGAAAAGUUCAGUUUGGAUUAUCGAUCUUUGGAAUUCCAGGGGUUACGCUCACUUAUGUUCUCUGCAACCUUAGAAUAUGUUAUAACAAAAUCACAUGCAGUCCGUUAGACAGCUUGAUUUGUUUCAGGUAAAAAGAAUACCUGACCAAUCACUAGGUUGAUACCUUCCCUUUGAAGAUUAUAGAGAAACAACACCCAGCUUCAAAGCCUGUACAUUUUACUGUUAUACUUUUAAGCUAUCAAACUAUUUUACGUAAUGGGUGGUGGGGUGGCGCAGUGGAUAAUGCCCUCAACUUUCACCAAGGCGGCUGUGGUUUGAUUCUCCGAUCAGAUGUGUAAAGGUUUGGGGUCACCUGCUCGACCACGUGGGUUUUCUCCGGGUACUCUGGUUUCCACCUACAAUAAGACCCCGCGCGCUUAAAAUGAUAAAUCCAGGCCAACAAGAGUAAUGUAUAUAAGUUGUUAUAAGUUGUUUCAAAAUUGUUGUAAAAUAAAUAAGGUUUAUACAUCAUUCUACUUGCAUCACACAUAAGGGGGCGCACUCAGACCAUCUGCUUACACUCAGGCCCUCUGAUUUCAUUAUGUCAUGACACAAGAGUGGAAUUUCUGGAAUUUCAAGGAUGGGAAAACUUGAACUUUUGAAAGUGUUGAUUGGUUGACAAUGAUUCUUGUUUUAUGUAACUUUGAUGUGUGGAGAUUUUUCUUUUUACUUUCUUUUUAGCUCAGGAAAUUAUAUUUUUUGAAUCUCAUGUCUUUAUAAGGACUGGCUAUUUCAUUUUGUUUUAUGGAAAAAAAUUGAUAGAAUAAUGUGUUGAAUACCAAAUCAUUAUCAUCAGUAAUCUAUCAGCUCAUUCACCCCUACAUAUCUAAACUGGACUUGCCCAGUAAUUGAUUUGGUAAGGUUCAAAUGUGACUUUAGGGGUGAAAGGGUUAAGGUAAAGGGUACCAUUACAUCAGUUAUAACCACAAAGAAGAGUUCCAUUCGUAGUUUUUACAGAGUAAUCUCCCUUCUAUAUAGAGGAUGAAGCAACCAAAUGGAGUUUCUGUCUUGCCGCCAUGAAGUAGCGGAAGCGAGACUUAGGUGUUGCUUUUUCUCUCCACGGCAGCGUCAACAUUAAAUUUUUGCCCUUAACUUAGUUUCACUUAAAGUAUCAGUGCUAGACCAACCAAACUUGCACCAUAGAUGCAUCUUAGGUAGCACAUCUCAACUCAUACAUCAAAUGCUGGAUGCGGCCUUCCUGUCAUUGUCCAUUGAAUUAGUCAGCAUCUCCAUCAACAUUAAGUUUUUGUGUUUAAGUUAGUUUCUCUGAUAUGUGAACUGAUGGUCAAAGCGGGGCACAGAAGAGACAUACCAAUCUGAAUGGCUUGUUUUUUUUCAUAGGCUUUGCAGCGCAUCAUCAAUUUGACACUUAUUUUGGUGCAAUGCAUUUAUAAUCCCAGGGUGACAACGCUGUCAAUGAGUAGACUUUGUAAUGUAAAAGUCUGGAGUUCAAUACUUCAACUUUCAUAUAUUUUCUUUUCUUUUUCUUUUGUUAAUUGUAUUUUAAACUUUCAAACAUUCAAAUUUUGAAAGUAACUAUAAUUCCUUGAAAUGCAUUGCUACGUGUGAUUUUUAUGGAAUACCUCUUUUGAGAAGGACUUAUAAUAUUUCACAGUAUUGACAGUAUUAAUAUUAUAGGUCAAUAUUUUGUUACCCCUUUACCUUAAGCAUUAACUCAUUCACCCCUGAAUUUUCAUAAUGAACUAUUCCAUUCUUUGAAUUAGAAUAGUUCAAAUGUGUCUUCAGGGGUAAAUGAGUUAAGCUGGCAUAGCUUAUCUGCUGUCUAUUUCUGACUUUCUUAUUAAAGUAAAGCAGAUGUUAUUUGACAUUUUAACAUGUCUAGCAUAUCAUUAUUAGCAUUGAAUAGGCAUGGUAUAAUAUCAUAUGAUUUUUUUGUGCCAUUUUUUCAUGUUUAUUUCUCUUGUUGAAAUAUAAGUGUUAUGUUUUAGUGUGACAUUCUUAAGUAAAACAUAUUUAUAGAUAAUUAUUCUAAUAAAUCAGUUUCAGGAGAAAAGUAUUCAGAAAAAUAAUUGAUGAUUGAGUUCCGAUGACUCCUUUAUUCUCAUGAAAUCAUUUUAAUUUUAAAAGUUUUUGUUGUAUAAUCCUGAAGAACAUUGUAUGUCUGGGUCUGUAUUCAUAAACAUUAUCCUUGUGCUCAAUCUCAGAUUCUGCACCCAAGUGUAACUCCCGAUUUAAUAGAAAAUGUAAUUUUCAAAAUAACUUGAUGAUUAAAUUACAAGAUAAAUAGGUUGAGCUCACAUAACUUAAGGGUGAGAAUCAGAACAGUUUUAUGAAAACUUCUAGAAAAUACGUUUAUUUACCAGCCAUAUUCAUUCAGUGAAUUACUGUUAAGGCUGUAUGCUACCUUCCUAUGAUAUGCUUAUCCUAUGUAAAAGAGUUGUGAACCUACAAAACAUACAUAUCUUUUUUGAAUUGUAAUUUGAAUUAAUUAAUUGAUAACAAGAUUGAAAAAUACAAGAAUUAUAUGUUGAUAAGGCUAAGACAGCUGUUAUUUGUAAGGGAGAUAACUAUCUUACAAAGUUAUGUAUAUAAAAGGUAGCAUGCACCUUUAAGUAAUGAUUUUCAUUUUUUUCCUGAUUUUUGUUUUCUAGACAAUUGUCUGUAGUUGUAAAGUUAAACUUAAUCUAGAAACAUUGAAAUCAUUUUAAGAACGUUUAUCUAUUUAUUGUAUGAAUGUCUUAUUUUGUGAAUUUCUAUGGAGAAUAUGUGCAUAAUGAAAUAUUGCAAGGUGUUCUUUCUCAAGCUCAAACUCAUUUAGGUAUUUGCUCAUUUUCUCUUGUUUUGCCAUUGCUAGAUAGUUGCUGAAUCUUCAUAAUAUUUGUUUUUUUGCAUUUGGGUUUAGCAAAAUCAAAAAAUAUUGUUUCAGGAUACAUAUGUACAUGUUUUUUCUUAAACUAUAAAAUUAGCAAAUAAGAGCUAUUUCUUUGAAAAAUGCAAAUUAAUAUAUUGUAAAGGGAGAAUUCCUAUAUUUAUAUCAUCACAGUUAUCGAAAAAUAUUAUGGUUUGCAAACAAAAUUGUCUUAAAACAAUCAAGUUGGAAAAUCUUAAAAAGAAUAUUCCAAAUCCCAACUUGUUGCUUGAUUGUAGAAUAUAACAAAAAAAAA